AUGCUGGCUGUGCGAUGCCUGGUGCGGCUCUAUGAGAUGCCGCCCGAGUAUGGCCAAAUCUCGGCCUUUGACACCCACGGCAGCACCAUCUUUGUCGGCACCGACCAUGGCGUCCUCCUGAAGCUUGCCGUCGAGGGUGCAUCCUUGUCGGAUACAGCACAGCAGACGACACAAAAUAUUACUUCUAGCAAGGACGGUCCGGACAGCAACGGCCGUGCACAUAACUUGGCGACACAUGAUGCAACGUAUAUGCCGAUGUUUGCCUCUUCGGAAGCCUCCGAGAAAAUUCACACCACACUUGUGCGUUUCACUCUGCUGUCAGCGAUGAAAAAGAAAAUUGAGCGUCUCCAACACAGUCGCACACAUACUCUUCUCUUUGUGUUGUAUGAGCAUCGCCUUGUUGUGCUGAACUCUGUUAGUUUUUCCCAUCUCCAAACGAUUGCUGAACAUGUUGGCACGUUCUUUGUUUCAGAUUCUCAGUCGAACAGUCCUCAACGCGCGGGUCUUCAUGUGGUGUGUGCAUCCGAGUUGAAUGGUAAAGGACUUAGCGUAUUUGAAUUUGAUGCGUCCCGGGGCGAAAGCGCACGGGCCAUUCUCGUACAGGAGCUUGUGCUCCCUGAACCAGCUCAGACCCUUGUUACUUAUGGCAGCAUCGCCUGCGUUGGUAUGCGGCGCGAGUAUAGUCUUCUUUCCCUCUCAGAUGGGAGCUCUUGUGGUGUUCUCCCUCUUGGUGGAGAAAAACAGCCGCUGUUGGCAGCCGGUGACGGCGAAGUGUUUAUGCGUCACAAUCAUUCCAUUUUUUCCGUGUCGAUGCGCUCAAUGCCGUCUGGGAGAGUCAUGGGAAGGACUAUUCGGCUGAAGGACGAGGCGCUUUCUUUUGUUGUCCGCCAUCCGUUUCUUUUUGUGUUCACGGAGCAUUAUGCGAUGUG
Trypanosoma cruzi is the source of this 929-nucleotide messenger RNA. RefSeq lists its product as uncharacterized. Gene Ontology annotation, cellular component: cytoplasm; membrane. The transcript has a single exon. NCBI's taxonomy places the organism in Eukaryota, Euglenozoa, Kinetoplastea, Trypanosomatida, Trypanosomatidae. The record is from RefSeq and is a predicted model, not a curated record. Gene Ontology annotation, biological process: vesicle-mediated transport; endosomal vesicle fusion; autophagy. The annotation marks the transcript as partial.